Messenger RNA from Suillus clintonianus, 2838 nucleotides. Its product is annotated as fungal-specific transcription factor domain-containing protein. The transcript has 12 exons. Gene Ontology annotation, biological process: DNA-templated transcription. Bases 1 to 2838 code for a protein of 945 amino acids. The record is from RefSeq and is a predicted model, not a curated record. Gene Ontology annotation, cellular component: nucleus. Gene Ontology annotation, molecular function: zinc ion binding; DNA binding; DNA-binding transcription factor activity, RNA polymerase II-specific. Lineage: Eukaryota; Fungi; Basidiomycota; Agaricomycetes; Boletales; Suillaceae.
AUGGAACCUGCUACUGUCCGAGACCCAGCCAACGACUCGCAGUCAGUGCCGCAGCAGCCGAACUCACAAUCUGCAAAGCCGUCGUCGAGAAAGACACGGCAGAAGAAACAAACAGAUUCUUCGGAAUCUUCGCGCCCCGCGCCGAACUCCUCUAACUCCCGCCGACCAUCAGGCCGCCGGAGCAACAACAACACUACUACUACACAUCAACAAGACGCUGCGCGUUUUAGAGGCAUACCACUCCCUUCCUAUCCAACUCCUCUCCACUAUAUGAUGAAUCACAAUUAUCAUCCUAUGAAUCCAUCCCCUUUCACCCAACAACACCCUUCCGGGGGUUAUGCACCAACCGCCUCUGUGAAUGGCGCGAGCGGCCCUAGUAUGGCUAGUCACUCGUCUCAGUAUUAUCCUAUGCACCCGUCAUAUCCUCCCGCCCCACAUGGCUAUGCUCCGUAUUAUCCUCAACAAAUGAUGAUGUACGGUGCACCGCGCCCCAGCACGUCAGUGCCAGAACAGCCGCAAACAUCCACCGCACCGUCGCCCGCACCAGUCUCUGCUCCUGCAGCGAUUGGCAAACGAAAAAGAAAACUGGAGCCCUCGCGUCACAAAGUAACCGUAGAGAAGGAUUCGGAUCAAGAAGGCCCAUCAGGGAGCGAUGUUCCGGGAAAACAAAGCACUCCCACUGCGACCACACCGACAGCGUCUGAUUCAAAGAAGCGCACUAAAACACAGCGGGCUUGUGAUAGCUGCAGAAGUCGCAAAAUAAGAUGCGACGUCCUUGCAGAGUCGGAACCUCCACUGUGUCAGCACUGCAAACAAUAUGGGUUUGAGUGUACAUUCUUCCUACCCAUAACGGAAACCCGUUUCAAGAAAAAGAAAUUGGAAGAAGAGGCCGCAGAAAAAGAAAAGGAGAAGUCCACGGACACUCGACGAAAUACGUCGUCUCCUCAAGCCGAGUCUGGAGAUCGAAGAGUUUUCGGGCCGACGGCUGCUGUGCAUCUUCUGCAUUCACAACCCAUUAUCUCCUCUCGGAUAUACGAGUCUUAUGACCAACGUUAUCACCACACAUGGGAAAUAUCGAAAAACGGGGACGGCGUAAUUUCCGUCCAAAACCAUCCAGAGGACGAAAAACAAGUCUCUCAUCCAAAGCCCAUCGAUUUGCGGCUCGAACCCGAGGUCCUUCAAAACCUCCUUAAUGCUUAUUUCAAAGAGAUUGCUCCUCUCUUGCCUGUUGUAUCGCAAGCAGAAUUCCUGGCGAAUCCUUCCCCUUCUCCAAUCCUGUUGUAUUCUAUGUGUCUGGUUGCUGCUGCACGGAGGGAGGUGCCGCAGAGUGUCUUUGACUCGAUUCGAUAUGCGGUUAAUGGUGUAAUCAAAGCUGAAGAUGUUUUGUCUACGGCCUCCAUCGCGAACGUGCAAGCCUUACUUAUUCUUAGUAUGAUGGGUGAUAGCCAUUCUCAAUUCGUUCCGAAUGCUCUUUCGGCACUCUGGAUUCGGUUGGGUACGGCAAUCCGAAUGGCUCAAGACCUGGGGCUUCACAGGGCAGAGUCGGUGAAACAGAGCGUUGAACUACGAAGACGUUUGUGGGGUGCAUGUGUCAUCUGCGACCGAUGGACAAGUUUGACGUAUGGUCACCCGUACAUGAUUGAUGUGCAAGACUGCGAUGCUAGGCUUCCCUCGUCUGGCGAUCCUAAUGAUUUAUACAUGGACGAACUCGUCAGGUUGAGCGUGAUUUUGGGAAGGGUGCUCAAGACCAUCUACAGCCCGUCUGGUCUGAUGUUCACCACGGACGAGAUGCUGUAUAGCCUACUGUCCGACCUCGAGUCAUGGAAGACAAACCUCCCAGAGAACCUACAGUAUCGCGGUUCUGAUACUCCUCAAGAUGCGGGACUCUUGCAUCUUCUGUACUGCUCAGUGUGCAUGAUUUUCUGGCGGGUCUUCAUGCGCAUAUCCUAUGCUUGCCCUGCACAUUUGAAAUUCGGGUUAACCGUCGAGACAUGGACUUCUUUAGUUCAACUGACCAGCGAAUCGAUCGAUUGGCUCGAUACUCACGAGCGAAUGUACGAUGUUUGGCUGCUAGUCCCUUACGCGGCAACAUCCUGCGCACUUGUCCAGUAUCACACGUGGGCAAGACGGCAAGAUGCUGAAGCGGCUGCUAAGCUCAGAAAGCUCCGAGAUUGCGUACGAAGAUGGGAAGGUUCGAUUUCUCCUGACCACAUGUCUGCCCGACGAAAGACAGCCGAGAUUAUUGCUCUUCUGUAUGAGGCUACUCAGGGUCCACCUCUUCCUCUUGACCAACCACCUCUGCUAAAUCCCACGGGGGGUGUAAAGGGUAAACGGUCUUUAAGUGGCUUGGAGUAUAAGAAGGAUCUCUCGCGUCCUGGUGGAGGAUUCUUCGUUGCGCAUGGUGAGGCUCGCAGUGGUGAUUACGAGGAUGUACCUCGGGGCACGAUUGUGACGUCAUCUGAUGAGGAAGCAGAAGAGGCGAACGAGAAUUCGCAACUCCGCAGCUCAUCAAUGGUCACCAUAACCCCACUUCCGGCUGCGCGUGGGGAUGGGGCUAGCUUCCCUAAUAUGAACCCUGCGUUGAAUAGCGUCAAGAGUGACACGGCUAGUAGCGUGCAAGUGCUUAACGUGCUUGACGUUCCGCAGGCGUCGAAUACGCUGGAGCAGUUCGCGAUGGCUGAUGUUGGCCUCCUUGAGGGAAUUCCUGGAGGUAUGUUUGAUUGGGGUCAAUGGGACUCAUUCUUCUCCCGGUUCAAUCCAUCUGUCGCUGGAGUUGAAAAUCGAUCAAUAGGUGCAAACGCACCUUCGGUGGUUCAGUCUAGUCAGACUCGUAGUUAG